UCAUUUCCACUAUUUUCAGGAUUAGUGAAGCCUCUGAUCUCUGUUGGGAAACUGAAACUGGAAUCAAACCGAAGCUUGAUUCCUGUUUCAGUAUCUGUUUCUGAGAAUUCCAGGUUUCUCUGCAGUCUAAUUAUAGUUGAUAAGCAAGGCCGUAAGUGAAGUUUUUAACUUGGUAUUUUAGAUGGGUUGUUUGUAAAUUUAUUUACUGUGUUCUUUGUGGUAUUUUGGCAUUGGGGUUAAUCACAGUAAAGUUCAGUUAAAUGGAAAGAAAACCAGACAAUGGUUUGAUGGAACAAUCAAGUGCACAAAAACAGUUUCAGUACAAUUCCAUGGAUCCUCAAGAUGAGGAAUUCUAUUCUGCACCUCAAUCAUUUGUGCAGGACCCUCUGAGUACUAUCCACACUAAUAUUAGAUCACCUCACCUUAACAUAUCAGAAUUUAAACCAGUUCUUAAUUACUCCAUACAGACAGGCGAGGAGUUUUCUCUUGAGUUUAUGCGUGAUCGGGUGAAUCCAAGGAAGCCUUUGCUUCCAAAUAUUGAUCUCAAUUAUGCAACAGGCUAUAUGGAACUAAAAGGAAUUUUAGGUAUCAGUCGUACAGGGUCUGAAAGUGGAUCAGAUAUUUCAAUGCUCAACACAGUUGAAAAAGGUCAAAAAGGUGUUGAGAGAAAUAACUCUUCUUUGUAUGGAGACAGAAGUAACUAUGGAUCAUUUCAAUCAGUGCCACCACCUUUGUCAGGUUAUGAAAGUGGUAGGGGAGUUCUUGGCUAUGCCUCCUCUGGAGCCUCAGAUAGCUUAUCAACGAAAAUGAAGGUUCUCUGCAGCUUUGGUGGAAAAAUCCUGCCCCGGCCUAGUGAUGGAAAGCUGAGGUAUGUUGGUGGUGAAACACACAUUGUCCGUAUAAGAAAGGACAUUUCUUGGCAGGAGCUUAUGCAGAAAACUUUAUCAAUUUAUAGCCAAGCUCAUGUUAUUAAAUAUCAGCUUCCUGGGGAAGAUCUUGAUGCUUUGGUUUCUGUUUCUGGUGAUGAGGAUCUGCUGAAUAUGAUGGAGGAGUGUAAUGAACUAGAGGAUAGAGAAGGAUCACAGAAGCUUAGGAUGUUUCUGUUCUCCAUGAGUGAUUUGGAUGAUGCUCAGUUUGGUCUGGGCAGUGUGGAUGGUGACUCUGAGGUUCAGUAUGUGGUUGCUGUCAAUGGUAUGGACAUGGGAUCUAGAAACAACUCUACACUGCAUGGUCUGGUGAGCUCUUCAACAAAUAAUUUAGCUAUGUUAGACAGACAGGAGAGUGAGAGGGAAAGUAGGCUUGUGACAGACUCGAUAGGGGUAAGCACUUUUCCUUUGACUGGUACUAUUGUCUCAUCUUCAACUAUUCCAUCUUCACAGCCAAUUCUACCGAGUUCCUCAGAUGCUUAUGAAACCUAUCCACAGGUUUACCCUGGCCAGAUGAUGCAUCAUGUAGAAUCUAGGCAGUAUCCUUUGCACCAUGGCCAGGAUCCUGCUCAUCACUCCCCUUUUGGGGCAAUUCCUACUCUGGUACCUCUUCAUGAGCUUAUGAAUCAACAGGGAGGUUUGACUGAAGGGCUGCCAUAUGGUGGCUUACGGGUACUGAAUUCAGAGUUGGCAGGAAAGCAGGUGAAACCAAAAUGUGAUGGUUCUGUUCAGCAAAAGAUUGACACCAAUACAAUUUGCUCAUUGGAGAAAGAUCAUACUGUUCCCUCACAGCCUUAUGAUGGUAACUUGAUAGAUAAUCGUUCUGUUGAAGAAGCAGGGGCCACCAUUGCUGCACCUGAUGGAGAUCUACCUUUAUUGUCUUCAAAAAAUGAGGGAAAGCACCAGGAAGUUGAACAUGUCUCUUCAUCCGUUGAUGCUGUGAAUUCCACACAGGUGGCCAAAUCUAGUGACGAUGACCAUUAUUCCACAUCAAGUAGUGCAUUCGCUCCUGGUUAUGCUGAUUCUGAGUCCAGUGCAAUUGAUCUUAAUAACCUUGAGCUGCCGAUGCCUCCUCAGAGAUUCUAUUAUUCAGAAAGAAUUCCCAGGGAGCAGGCAGAGUUGCUGAAUCGAUUGUCAAAGUCUGAUGAUUCACAUGGUUCUCAGUUUCUCAUAUCUCAGUCACGUUCUAAUAUUGAUCAGCAGGAUUCUAUUACAGAAUGUGUUGACAAAUUGCAUGACAGAAAUACAGCUCCCCAAAUUGAACAGUCUACUUCAACAUCAAAGCCAUUGUUUACAGAUACUCAUACUAUUGAUGAGGGACUUGCCCAACUUCAAAAGUACAAAGAGUUUGCUGAUGCACUUUGUCAGAUGACUUCAAAGCUUCCACAAGAUGUGGAUUAUGAGUCAAAUCAUGAAUCGCCAAAACUUAAGGAUAAUAAAGAUGCUGUGAAUGAGAAUUCUGUUCUUACGUCUGACCAUGCUACAAACUUCUCUAAAGAUGGGCAUGAGAGACCUUUGGCUGAUGAACCUGCAGAUGCUGGAUCAGAACUUCCUGCUGUGAGACCAGUAACCUUUAAGCCUGAUGAGGAUAUGGCAUCUAAUCUUUUGGAGGCUCAUUGGGGUGAGGCCAGUGGCAAGGGUUCCAGUAAUGAUGAUGCAAUGGGAUCUGCACAGCCAUUUUCUUGGAUGGGAAGCUCAACUGAAGAUGUUUCUAAAGAACUUGCCUCUGGUGGUGAUUCCGCACCUGUACAAGGAGAGAUUGUUAUUGAUAUUGAAGACAGAUUCUCUCGUGAUUUCCUUUCUGAUAUAUUCUCCAAAGCAAUUAUUUCUGAAGAUUCCUCUGGCAUUAGUCCACUGCAUAAAGAUGGAGCUGGCUUGAGUAUAAACAUGGAGAAUCAUGAACCUAAGCGUUGGUCUUAUUUUCAGAAAUUGGCACAAGAAGGAUUUGUUCAAAAAGAUGUUUCUCUUAUAGACCAGGAUCAUUUUGCUUUUUCAUCUGCAGUUAGAGAAGUGGAAGGAGUUUUAGAUAGCCAGUCUCAGCACAAUUUUGGUGAAGACAAUCAGAAAGAAUUACCUGGAAUACCUGGAGCUGACAACAACACUCUGCAUCCAAAAUAUGAUCAUCCCCAAGAGAAGGACACUGAAAGUGUGCAGUUUGAUAUUAUGAUGGAAAACCUAAGAAUACCAGAGUCAGAGUAUGAGGAGGGGAAGCUUGAAUCUGGAAAUAGUGGUCUACCUCCUCUAAAUCAUUCACUUGAUGAUUUUGAUAUCAGCACUUUGCAGAUCAUAAAGAACGAAGAUCUUGAAGAGCUGAGGGAACUGGGUUCUGGUACCUUUGGGACAGUGUAUCACGGCAAAUGGAGAGGAUCAGAUGUUGCUAUUAAAAGAAUAAAGAAGAGUUGCUUCAUGGGCCGAUCAUCAGAGCAAGAGAGACUGACUGCAGAGUUCUGGCGAGAAGCUGACAUUCUCUCAAAGCUUCACCAUCCAAAUGUGGUGGCAUUCUAUGGUGUAGUGCAAGAUGGACCAGGGGGGACAUUAGCAACCGUGGCAGAGUUCAUGGUUGAUGGUUCUCUUAGGCAUGUUUUACUUCGCAAGGAUAGGUAUCUUGAUCGUCGCAAGCGACUAAUAAUUGCUAUGGAUGCAGCAUUUGGAAUGGAAUAUUUACACUCAAAGAAUAUUGUGCAUUUUGACUUAAAAUGUGACAACUUGCUAGUGAACUUGAAAGAUCCUUUACGACCAAUUUGCAAGGUUGGUGAUUUUGGCCUGUCAAAAAUCAAGCGAAAUACGCUGGUUUCUGGUGGUGUACGGGGAACCUUACCAUGGAUGGCCCCAGAGCUGUUGAAUGGCAGCAGCAAUAAGGUAUCCGAGAAGGUUGAUGUGUUCUCCUUUGGUAUCGUCUUAUGGGAGAUUCUCACUGGCGAGGAGCCAUAUGCCAACAUGCACUAUGGUGCAAUCAUAGGAGGUAUCGUGAGUAACACGUUGAGGCCAACCAUUCCAAGUUACUGUGAUCCUCAAUGGAGAAUGCUAAUGGAGCAGUGUUGGGCCCCUAAUCCUGCAACCAGGCCAUCCUUCACAGAAAUUACUAGUCGUUUACGCGUCAUGUCUGCAGCAGCUAGCCAAGCCAAAUCACACGGUCAAAAGUCAUCUAAGUAAUGGUUCAAUGGCUUCUUAUGCCAUUUCCACUGUGAGCUAUUAUACGAUAAAUUUAUUAAUUUAAUUUUACACACUAGAGAGAUUGUAUAUUACAUUAGUCACAGGAAUAAUUGGCUCCCAUAUUUUUUUUUCUCAAUAUGGAAUAGCCUCUCUUUUCAAGGAAAUCCCUUAUAAUCAUUUUCAUUUUCCACGAAAUUCACAAAUUUUUUUUAAUAGAUGUUACAGUUCCUUAAAUGGAAUUGCGAAGUUUCCAUCUCUCUCUGCUGUUGCUGGACAGGCAUUUUUUAA
This is a messenger RNA of Quercus lobata, 4367 nucleotides long. RefSeq names its product probable serine/threonine-protein kinase drkD. The record is from RefSeq and is a predicted model, not a curated record. Lineage: Eukaryota; Viridiplantae; Streptophyta; Magnoliopsida; Fagales; Fagaceae. Gene Ontology annotation, molecular function: ATP binding; protein kinase activity; protein binding. Gene Ontology annotation, cellular component: cytoplasm. Bases 261 to 4079 code for a protein of 1272 amino acids. The transcript has 8 exons. Gene Ontology annotation, biological process: protein phosphorylation; signal transduction.